This is a messenger RNA of Lepisosteus oculatus (spotted gar), 1617 nucleotides long. The record is from RefSeq and is a predicted model, not a curated record. NCBI's taxonomy places the organism in Eukaryota, Metazoa, Chordata, Actinopteri, Semionotiformes, Lepisosteidae.
GAGUCCGCUUCCACUCAUCCCGAAAGCUGGGCCUGGUGAAAGUGAAACUGGCUCCCAGUCCGGUGGUGGUGGUGGUGGGGAGGCGGAGGCGCCCUUUUCAGAGUCGGGACGAGUUCAGAGACGUGGUUUGUGACGGCCGAGCGCGUGUUGGUUGGUUUGUUUGUUAUUUUGUGGUGGUGGUGUUGUUGUUGUUUCUGAUGACGCUGAAUCCGAGUCCCGGUGGAGCUCCUUCGUCUCCGAGGACUGCGGCGGCGCCGAGCUCGUCGGGCUGUCGGGGUUCGGGGUUCGGGGUUCGGGACUCCGUCGGACGGCGACAGAGGGGGGCGAUCGCGGCUCCGAGGACGAAUCUCGCUCAGGCGCCCCAGUCUGCAUCAAUGUUCAGCUGUUUGAAGAAAAAAUCAGCCCUCAAAGUCCACUUCCUGGUGGCUGGGGUUACCCAUAAUGCCGAGCAGAGGUUCAAGAAGAAGCUGAAAAGGCAGAUUCGUUUUCAAGAGUGCCGUCCAGAAAAAUGUCACGCGCUCGUAGUCUUCUGUCCGGUCAGCUCUCGGAUAGGGACUGACAUCGACGCCGCCCUCCAGAACAUUCCAGGGGACAAGCCCGCCGCCCUGGUGGUGAUGCACCACACCUACGACCCCGAGGCAGUUGUGGCUGAGAGCAGCAGACUGGUGACCAGGAGAGACACUGUGGCUGUGGACUGUCUGUUCCAUGAGACAGUGGGACUGCUGCGCAACUGUCCCACCAAUAAGCAGGCUGUGAGACGGGUCUCCAAAGCCUUAAAACCUAAAAAAAGUGGGAAGAAAAACCAGAGAAAGGGAAAAGUAGACCCAGUGUCUAACAGUGCGCAGUGCAGCCUACAGCAUCAUAGUGAGCCUCGUCCCCUCUGUAUAUAACUCGUACUGUAUGAUGCGCUCAAGAGAUCGGGCAGCACACUGACCACUAAACACUCUCACUCUCUGGGCAUGCUGGGACUUUUCCAGUAGCACAAUACCGGCAAGCCAUGCGAACAUCAGCAGAUCAGACGUGAAUUCGGGGACUUUCACCAGACGUUUCAGAAAAUCCUCUCAUUAAAUCCCCCCACCCCACCCCCCAAAAGCAGGACGGGCUUGGGGGAGCCGGCACGCGGGCAGCUGGGUGAGUUUUCUGGACCGAGGCUCCUUGUGCGAGGAGUUUGUAUGUGCUGCUCUCCAGAGUACACGGUCCAUCGCGUUACAUGGCGCCACAACUUCCUCCUGGUCGAUCCCGAGCCCUCGGGCUUCUGGGUCCGGCAGAGCGAUCUCCUGCCGAGCUGCAGCCUGGGCCCCUGUCGGAUAUCUGGGGCCCCCGUGAUCAGAUCCGGCUCUCCUCCCAGAAAUAAAGGCCGUUCAGAACAGCAGUGCUGCUGUAAAACCCGGUCCCUGGCCCUCCCUGGCACUCAGGGCGUGUCGAGACACCAGCUCAACACUAACAGAAGCAGCAGACUGCGUGGGGCUUUGCUCUUGAAGCCUUUACAAGACCUGCUGUUGUUAAAUCUGUUCAUUUCUUGUGGGUUUUUUUUUAUUAUCAAUCAGAUCGAUGGCUGAUUGUAAAGAGUCUUCUCACUGGACUUGUGGUCUCACUAAAAAAAAAGUGAUGAAAUGA